AUGCAGACUAGGAAGCAAAAAAAAAUAGAUCAAAGACUAGCACAAAACACUAUACAAGUAAUUCAAAUGGGAUCCUUUAUGGUGAUAAACCACUUUAAUUAAUGGAAUAUUCAAAUUCAAUAGGAAGGGUGGGAUAUAGUGUUAGAAAUAAUGAAAAAGGACAUCAAUCCUGAAAAAGAUGAAUAUUUUGACAUUGUAACAGAAUGGAUGUAGCAAAAUGGGAAGAAAAUUAUUAAGAGUUUUCUAAUAACUAGGAGACGCACUAGAAAUGAAAUAACUUAUGGAUCAUUCGAUGGGUUGGCCCAGAAAAAGAAAAUGGGAUAAUAAACUUGCUUAAAGAAUCCCAAAUCAUGGAUUCUUUGAA
Paramecium sonneborni is the source of this 364-nucleotide messenger RNA. NCBI's taxonomy places the organism in Eukaryota, Ciliophora, Oligohymenophorea, Peniculida, Parameciidae. The record is from the annotation of a GenBank genome assembly.